Marmota flaviventris (yellow-bellied marmot) is the source of this 5756-nucleotide messenger RNA. RefSeq names its product adenosine deaminase RNA specific (gene Adar). Gene Ontology annotation, cellular component: cytoplasm; nucleolus. Gene Ontology annotation, molecular function: double-stranded RNA binding; tRNA-specific adenosine deaminase activity; double-stranded RNA adenosine deaminase activity. The record is from RefSeq and is a predicted model, not a curated record. NCBI's taxonomy places the organism in Eukaryota, Metazoa, Chordata, Mammalia, Rodentia, Sciuridae. Gene Ontology annotation, biological process: adenosine to inosine editing; RNA processing.
UUCGCGUCCCGGGGGGCUUCGGGUGCGGGCGGGCGCGCAGGCGGGGCGAUGCCCGAGGGGCGCCAUGGAUCCUUGGCAGGGGUGUUUCUUCAACGGACACCGCCCCCGCCCUGGCCACGGCUAUGAGCACAGCAAGGCCAGACAGCAGCAGCUGUGGCAGGAAUCGCGCACCGAUAGCUUCCGGCUCCAGCAAAUAGAGUUUCUCAAGGGGCGGCUCUCAGAAGUGCCCCUGCCUGGAACGCAGGCACCGUCCCUGCCACCACCAGUAGUCCCCCCAGGACUCUGGCCCAGGUUUCCGGGACCACCUGUUAGAGCCAGGCAGCCUGAGAUCUGGGGGGUCUGCAGCGGCGUGCCUCUCAGAGGUCAGGGGCUGCAGGCAGUGCCCCAGCUUCCCCUGCCAGGUGGCAGGGGCCUGCCGUGGAGAGGUGCUGACCGGCUCUCCUCCCGCUUCCAGGGACUGAGCAUCAGUCAGGGCCAGGAGGAAAGGGUCUUGGAGUUCCUAAAGGAGCUCGGGGAAGGGAAGGACACCACAGCGCGGGAGCUGGCCAGGAAGCUCAGGGUCCCCAAGAGAGAGGUCAAUCAAGCUUUGUACUCCCUGGCAAAGAAGGGUCAGCUGCACAGGAAGCAGGGCACACCCCCUUUGUGGAGCGCUGCGGCCUCCGUUCCAAACCGGAGCCAGCCCGGCACACUGGUACAGCCCGACCUUCAGAGCCAGGGAGCCCCAAGCCCAGAGCCCAACUCAGAAUCUGAAGAAAGUCACCCCACAUCUGACUCAGAAGAUCCUCCUGAGCCUGUGGACAUGGCUGAGAUCAAGGAGAAGAUCUGCGACUACCUGUUCAACGUGUCUAACUGCUCCGCCCUGAGUCUGGCUAAAAACAUCGGCUUCACCAGAGCCCGAGAUGUGAACGCAGUGCUGUGCGACAUGGAAAAGCAGGGCGACGUCUACCGGCAAGGGGCCAUCCCCACCUGGUACCUGACGGACAAGAAGCGAGAGAGGAUGCAGAUCAAGAGGAACACACAGAGUGCUCCCGCGGCCACCCAGGGUGCUGUCCCCGCCACCAGCAGGAACACGGCAUUCCCCACCUAUCACCUCCCCCCAUCCAACGCCCCAAACAAUACGAUGACCACAGAAAAAGCCGAGAAUGGGCAGGACCCGCUCAUAAGGUUAGAGAGUAGACAGGAGCCCAGACCAGGGCCCAUGAAACUGAGGCCCCCUGUUUAUCACAAUGGCCCCUCAAAAGCAGGGUAUGUUGACUUUGAAAAUGGCCAGUGGGCCACAGAUGACAUCCCGGAUGACUUGAAUAGCAUCCACGCGGCACCGGGUGAGUUCCGAGCCAUCAUGGAGAUGCCCUCCUUCUACAGCCACGGCUUGCCCCGGUGCUCGCCCUACAAGAAGCUGACCGAGUGCCAGCUGAAGAACCCCGUCAGCGGGCUGCUGGAGUACGCGCAGUUCGCCAGCCAGACCUGCGAGUUCCACCUCAUCGAGCAGAGCGGGCCCCCCCACGAGCCCCGGUUUAAGUUCCAGGUUGUCAUCAGUGGCCGCGAGUUCCCCCCGGCGGAAGCUGGCAGCAAGAAGGUGGCCAAGCAGGAUGCAGCUCUGAAAGCCAUGACGAUCCUCCUGCGGGAGGCCAAAGCCAAGGACAGUGGGAAGCCAGAGGACUUGUCCUGCUGUUCCCCAGAAAAAGAGCCAGAGGAGACAGCGGAGCCCCAGCCCACCGCCACCUCAACGUCGUCCCUGUUUUCUGGGAAGAGCCCCGUCACUACCUUGCUGGAGUGUAUGCACAAACUGGGCAACUCCUGUGAAUUCCGGCUCCUGUCCAAAGAAGGCCCUGCCCAUGACCCCAAGUUCCAGUACUGUGUGGCGGUGGGAGCCCAAACCUUCCCUACCGUGAGUGCUCCCAGCAAGAAAGUGGCAAAGCAGAUGGCCGCAGAGGAGGCCAUGAAGGCCCUGCACGAGGAGGCCACCAACUCGGUUGAUGACCAGUCGGGAGGUGCCAACUCAGAAUCACUUGACAACCUGGACUCUGGGAUGCCCAACAGGAUCAGGAGGAUCGGUGAGCUCGUCAGAUACCUGAACACCAACCCCGUGGGCGGCUUGUUAGAGUACGCCCGCUCCCAUGGCUUUGCUGCUGAGUUCAAGUUGGUGGACCAGUCUGGACCCCCUCAUGAGCCCAAGUUCAUUUACCAAGCGAAAGUCGGGGGCCGCUGGUUUCCAGCCGUCUGCGCGCACAGCAAGAAGCAAGGCAAGCAGGAAGCAGCCGAUGCGGCCCUCCGCGUCCUGAUUGGGGAGAGCGAGAAGGCAGAGCGCAUGGGUUUCACAGAGGUAACCCCAGUGACAGGGGCCAGUCUCAGAAGAACUAUGCUCCUCCUCUCCAGGUCCCCAGAAGCGCAGCCAAAGACACUUCCUCUCACUGGCAGUACCUUCCACGACCAGAUAGCUAUGCUGAGCCACCGGUGCUUCAACACCCUCACAAACAGUUUCCAGCCCUCCCUGCUCGGCCGCAAGAUCCUAGCCGCCAUCAUUAUGAAGAAAGACCCUGAGGACAUGGGUGUCGUGGUCAGCUUGGGGACAGGGAAUCGCUGUGUCAAAGGAGACUCCCUCAGCCUCAAGGGAGAGACCGUCAACGACUGUCAUGCGGAGAUCAUCUCCCGGAGAGGCUUCAUCAGGUUCCUUUACAGUGAGUUAAUGAAAUACAACCCCCAGACUGCGAAGGACAGUAUAUUUGAGCUUGCCAGGGGAGGAGAGAAGCUCCAGAUAAAAAAGACUGUUUCGUUCCACCUGUACAUCAGCACUGCCCCGUGCGGAGACGGCGCCCUCUUCGACAAGUCCUGCAGUGACCGCGCCCUGGAAAGCACAGAUUCCCGCCACUACCCUGUCUUUGAGAAUCCCAAACAAGGCAAGCUGCGCACCAAGGUGGAGAAUGGGGAAGGCACCAUCCCUGUGGAGUCCAGUGACAUUGUGCCUACGUGGGAUGGCAUCCGGCUUGGGGAGAGACUCCGCACCAUGUCCUGUAGUGACAAAAUCCUACGCUGGAACGUGCUGGGCCUGCAAGGGGCACUGCUGACCCACUUCCUACACCCUGUGUAUCUCAAAUCUGUCACACUGGGGUACCUUUUCAGCCAAGGACAUCUGACCCGGGCUAUCUGCUGUCGUGUGACAAGAGACGGGAGUGCGUUUGAGGCUGGAUUACGAUACCCCUUUGUUGUCAACCACCCGAAGGUUGGCCGAGUCAGUGUGUAUGACUCCAAGAGGCAAUCCGGGAAGACUAAGGAGACGAGCGUCAACUGGUGUUUGGCUGACGGCUUCGACUUGGAGAUCCUGGAUGGUACCAGGGGCACCGUGGACGGGCCACGAAAUGAAUUGUCGCGGGUAUCGAAAAAGAACAUUUUUCUUCUGUUUAAGAAGCUCUGCUCCUUCCGGUACCGCAGGGACUUACUGAAACUCUCCUACGGUGAGGCCAAGAAAGCCGCCCGCGACUAUGAGAUAAACAAGAACUACUUCAAAAAGAGCCUCAAGGACAUGGGUUACGGAAACUGGAUAAGCAAACCCCAGGAGGAGAAGAACUUCUAUCUCUGCCCCGUACCCAACGACUGAGGCUGGGGGUUGGCGGGGAGGGGGGGUCCUGGCAUUCCUCAUCACAUUGGCCGAGGGGGGGGUUAACCCCCACCUUUUUUUUUUUUAAUGGAACCAUAAUUAGAGAUACUGAGAACUUUGGGUUCCCUUUAUCCUGCUUUCUUUGGGGUUUCUAGGCAGAAUCUGGCCAGGCCCCUUCUCUUACUUCAAGUGAGAGGCAGAGACCUACAGGCAGAGAAAGGGGUUGACCUACCCAGCCCCUGUGGCCCAUCUCCUCCUGAGCUUUGUUUUCCCGUUUCCUUUUUGUGGGUGUGUUUCUACACUGACCUCUCGCGGACUUGAUCAGGUUCCAGUCAGUUCUCUGUGAACCGUGUCAGGGACCAAGGAUCUCGUUUAUGGAUCCCACAGGCCCCUCUAUUUCCCACCCCCGGCUUCUGAGAUUCUUACCUGUGAUCACUGAGUCUCUCCUCCCACCCUGGAGGGUAAAGAGGUGGACUUCAGGAAUUAGGUGAAAUAUUUACAAGGGCAGGAACUGAAGACUACGGCAGAUUAACUACCAGUGCCAAUGGAAGUGGGACUGGAAUCUGCGAACCCUGCUCAGCAGUGGGAACCUGCACUGUAGCCAGGAAAAAGCCGCUGCUGGCGAAGCGCAUCCCUUCCCGGGGCAGCAGGAAGUUGAGAACCAGCAGACGGGCUAGGAAGUUACCCACGCCGUAGGCGGUCCCCCCUGCAGAGUGACACAGACCACUACCAGGGGCACAGACAGACGUUCCUUGGGCUACUGCCAAGCUCCCAUCUGCCCAUAAGCCCAUAGACCCCAGUAAACUAGUGUGAAAAACUUCAGGACAAUUCUUAGAGGGUAAAUCGUCUGCUCAGAUAGUUAGGACUUAGCAAGAAUAGGGCAGAAAUCAUGUUGGGACAAAUCGUUGUUCUGUGCAGUUCAAUAUUUCUCAGCACUGAUCCAAGGGAAGUUGACUAAACCCAGUAGAAUUAGGGCUCUUUUAAAGAAUGCCAGAGACGUUGGUUCUCAACCGCGGUCGCACAGAUUUAAAAUGCAGACGGCCUUUUCCAUCCAUCCCAGGGCCUCGUCGUGUCAGAUGGCUCUGGGACUGGCCGAGCCAGUGCCCGCAAAUGAUUUCCCACACUCCGCCUCCCACCCGCAAACUGCUUCCCCACCUGGUCUGGCCCACCUCUUCAGUAGUGGCUAUGUCUGUGUUUGCACUUUGAUCUCUCUGGCUACUUUCUGUACCUGUGACCAAAAACUGAAAUAAUAAUGCAGGUUUUUAAAAAGACACUAAGGAUGUCUUUGUGGGACACUGAAGCAUCCCAAGGGAACUGGUGGGGAAAUGGGGCCUGUCUCUGGGGGAGAAGGGGCCGGGGCUUUGUGAGUAUUGCCAAGCUUGGGGUAUUAGCUGAAGGCAUGUGACUUCAGUGCUGACCUGCGGAGUGACAGUGCUCACUGUGUGGGGGCAGGGUGAUCUUGUGGCUCCGGGACAGGUCCUCCCGGCUGGAGGAUGACUACCUACCAGUUCCUCAGGAUGUCUGGCAGCUUCCGUCUGCCUUGGGCAUUAGAAUCUCUGGCAGAGAUCUGACUCAGCGGUCCCCUACCCCAUCACUGGGAGCACAGGGGCUCUCAAGAGAUCAGAGCCCCACUCGCCCCCAGGAUCUUAUCUAGCAAACUUGUCAUACUCAGAUUCUGCUGUAAGAAGAAAGCGAGAAGCACCCCUGCCCUCCACACCCUGCUGGAAUUGAGCCGUGUCAGGCCCCGCCCCCCGCGUCCCAGGCCCCGCCCCUCAGUCACACAGGAGGGGGGGGCAGAGCAUCCCCCCUGUGUUCACUUCUGUCCAAUCUUUGUUUUAACAAGCAAGACCCCUCCCUCCUUUCUUUAAUGGUUUUUGUAGUUGAUUUGUCUGAACUGUGGCUAUUGUGCAUUAUCUUUGAAUAAUCACUUGUAAAAAUUGUUGAUGCUUGAAGCUAUUUCCUUUACUCAAGUUGAAAGGACUCUGUUGGCUUUGGGGUCUUGACAGUGACUCCAAGAGCAGAGUGGGGAAGAGCCCGGGCAUAGCCUUGGUGCCGGGGAGGCUGCAGUCCAGUUUCAUGACUCUGCUUUUUGUGUCUACCUUCAAGUGACUCACAGUAUACAUUCCUCUGAAAUAAAAACAGUGAACAGUCUGAAUCCUUA